UUGUUGUUCGAUGCUACUUCUUCUACAACAAUUCACAAAAAUUUUACGACAUUGUUGGAAAAAAAUCACCUUGGAGAUUUGACUUUUCUUUUUCUUAUGCAAAUAAUCGCAACUGAUUCGGGUUUAUGGGAAGUUAAUGGGCGAGGGAAAACACAGUAGAAACGUGUAGGUUUUAGAUUUGAAUUUGAAUCUCACGUAGAAACGUGUAGGGAAAACACAGUAGAAACGUGUAGGUUUUAGAUUAAGAGGAUAAACGUGGGUUUGUGUUUAUCUUUUCUUUCAUUCUUUUUUUUAAUUUGUGUUUUUCACUUUUUAGCGUUUGACAUAUUUAUCCGGGGUUUAAUAAAUAAUUUGUAUUUUUUUUUGUUUUGUUAUUUGUAGAGAGUUAUAACCGUAAUUUCAUGGAAUUCUAGUUAAUAAGUAGUGUUUCGUUAAUAAUAUUUAUAAUUUUUUUUUUCAACUAAUAUUUACAGAUUUUGAGGAGUGUUGUGAAAAUUCCAAAUUUCAUAUAUGUUUGAAAUUUUGAAACAUUUUGGCGUCCCUCAUCCUCUAAUUUUUUUUUUUUUUUUUUUUUUAAUAAUGUAUGAUCUACCACACAUUAUGCUUGUGGUAAAUAACAAAAGGUGAUAUGGGUACUAACAAUAAUGACCACGAGCCUUGUUUGUGGUGGCUUACUAUAUUAACAACAUGGGACUUUGCACGUGGUCAUUCAUUUUUAUUUUAUAACAAACUAAGAUUUGUCCAUGGUAAAAAAUGUUAUUCGCUACGUGCUUAUUAUACUCGUGAUAAAUUUUUACUUUUUCUAACGAGCUUAUUAAGCCAGUGGUAGAAUUGCGUGGUAGAUAAGCUGAUGUCUUGUAGUGCAUGCACAUAGCUCUCAACUACAUGUGUUUUUUAUUUUAUUUUUUCUCUGCAGCCCAUGUUGAUUGCAUGAUUUAAACUUUUCUCGCUAACAACAUUUUCUAAUGGAAAAGAAAAGAGUCACAUUCACAACGGGUGGAAACUUUGGACGCAAGAUUCGAGAACCCUAGAGCAUUUGCAUAAGGCUAUAUAAGUACUGACCAUCAACUUUUAGUUAGCAUGCAUACCACAAAAUAAAAGUUCCAAAUCCUUUGAUCUUUUGUUGGUUCUUAAGCUCGUUACUGAAAUGAUGUCACCCUUAGUACUUCAAGUGAAACGAUUGCAGCCGGAACUUAUAAUUCCGGCAAAGCCAACACCUCGAGAAACAAAGUUUCUCUCAGAUAUUGACGACCAAGAAGGCUUGAGGUUUCAGCUUCCAAUCAUAAUGUGUUACAAAGACAACUCUUCGCUUAAUGAAAACUGUAAUCCCAUUAAAGUGAUUAGGGAAGCCUUAAGUAGAGCAUUAGUGUAUUACUACCCUUUAGCUGGCAGGCUUAGGGAAGGGCCUAACAGAAAGCUCACGGUCGAUUGCAAUGGUGAAGGUAUCUUGUUCGUCGAGGCUUCUGCUGAUGUCACACUUGAGCAACUAGGAGACAAAAUUCUACCCCCUUGUCCACUCUUAGAGGAGUUCUUAUUUAAUUUUCCAGGUUCUGAUGGAAUUAUUGGUUGUCCUUUGCUUCUGGUUCAAGUGACCCGUCUUACUUGUGGAGGUUUGAUACUUGCAUUGCGCCUAAACCACACAAUGUGUGAUGGACCUGGAUUUGUCCAGUUCCUGACCGCCGUUGCGGAGAUGGCAAGAGGCGCACAUGCACCAUUUAUUCUACCAAUGUGGGAGAGAGAGCUCUUGUUUGCUCGAGAUCCACCAAGAAUUACAUGUGCUCAUCAUGAAUAUGAAGACGUGAUUGAUCAUUCUGAUGGCUCAUACGCAUCCAAUAACCAGUCAAAUAUGGUUCAACGAUCCUUCUACUUUGGGGCCAAGGAGAUGAGAGUCCUUCGACAACAGAUUCCAACCCACCUAAUUUCCACUUGCUCCACAUUUGACUUGAUCACAGCUUGUUUGUGGAAAUGUCGCACUCUUGCACUUAAAAUUAAUCCAAAACAGGUUGUUCGAGUUUCCUGCAUUGUCAAUGCACGAGGAAAGCACAACAAUGUACGUCUUCCCUUGGGAUACUAUGGCAAUGCAUUUGCAUUUCCGGCUGCAGUUUCAAAGGCUGAACCUCUAUGCAAAAAUCCACUGGGAUAUGCUUUGGAGUUAGUGAAGAAGGCUAAAGCUACCAUGAAUGAAGAAUACUUAAGAUCAGUGGCAGAUCUUUUGGUACUAAGAGGGCGACCUCACUAUUCAUCGACAGGAAGUAAUUUUUUAGUUUCUGAUUUAACACGUGUAGGUGUUGGAGAUGUCAAUUUUGGAUGGGGACAGCCAGUAUUUGCUGGACCCGCCAAGGCCGUGGAUUUGAUUAGCUUCUACAUUCAACACAAAAACAACAUUGAGGAUGGAAUAUUGGUACCAAUGUGGUUGCCAUUCUCGGCCAUGGAGAGAUUUCAGCAGGAACUUGAGAGGAUUACUCUGGAACCUAAGGAGGAUAUAUGUAACAACCUUAGAUCAACUAGGAUCAUGUCAAUGAUGUAAUUGUUAAACGUAAUGCACUUCCUGUAAUGUAGAGUUGUGUCUCUUGGAACUAAUCCAAGAGUUAUGGCCAUUAUCAAAAGGUUUGAAUGU
Messenger RNA from Pyrus x bretschneideri (Chinese white pear), 2617 nucleotides. Its product is annotated as alcohol acyl transferase 2-like. The record is from RefSeq and is a predicted model, not a curated record. Gene Ontology annotation, molecular function: acyltransferase activity, transferring groups other than amino-acyl groups. Bases 1148 to 2527 code for a protein of 459 amino acids. The transcript is spliced from 2 exons. Lineage: Eukaryota; Viridiplantae; Streptophyta; Magnoliopsida; Rosales; Rosaceae.